Messenger RNA from Rhizopus microsporus ATCC 52813, 954 nucleotides. Its product is annotated as S-adenosyl-L-methionine-dependent methyltransferase. Lineage: Eukaryota; Fungi; Mucoromycota; Mucoromycetes; Mucorales; Rhizopodaceae. The record is from RefSeq and is a predicted model, not a curated record. Gene Ontology annotation, biological process: tRNA methylation. Gene Ontology annotation, cellular component: tRNA (m1A) methyltransferase complex. The transcript has 4 exons. Bases 1 to 954 code for a protein of 317 amino acids.
AUGUUUAGAACCAGUCAAAAGAAGUUGUCACCUGCCAUUCUAAAGGGUCUUUGUCGUUUCUCAACUUUCCAAGAAGGAGACUUUUGUAUACUACGUAAUGUGAAAAAUAACAAGAUCUUUUUCACGGGUCCACUUUGCUCUAAUGGACAAAGAGGAGUUGCAGACGGAAGUAUAAGCCAUGAAAGUAUUAUUGGUAAAAAGCCAAGAUCACGUAUAGUCGUAGACAAAGGUUCUACAGUGUACAUGGCACAUUUUCCAACUUUACAAGAAUACGUCUUGAACGUGCCUCGUAAAUGCACACCCAUUUACCCCAAAGAUGCUAGCACUAUUGUACACAUGCUAGAUGUUCAACCGGGUGAUAAGGUUCUAGAGGCAGGUACAGGUAACGGAUCACUUACGCUAUAUCUGGCCAAAGCCGUCUCUCAUGAAGGAAAGGUGGACACAUUUGACGUACGUCAAGAACACUCAAAGAAUGCUCAGACACAUGUUCAAAGAUAUUCUCGUGGAAAAUAUGCUUCAGUGGUUUCCUUUCAUGUUGGUUCUCUGGGAGAUAAACUACAGGAAAUGAUGGAGCCUAAAGAAGAGUAUGAUGCGAUUGUACUUGAUAUGCCACAGCCAAGUGAUGAAAUCCCCAAGAUAUUACCCUAUCUUAAAAAUGAUCGCUUUAUUGUUUGUUAUUUACCCAACAUGACCCAAGUACUAUCCUUGGUUGAAUUCAUACGGGAUAUGCCGCUCGUCUUAGAGGACUGCUUAGAAGUUGCUUGGAAAGAAUGGGAAGUGAAGGCAACUUAUAUAAGAAGCUUAUUGAAUGAAGCCAAUGAAAAACAAAAUGAUGAACCUGUCAAGCCUCACACUUGGAUAUGUCGACCCAAGAACUGGGAUGUGAAGGGUCAUACAGCAUUUCUUGUAAAACUAAGAAAAGCUGCUCCUGUGCAGGAUAGCAUUGUUUCAUAA